CAAGUAGGGCCUUUAAAGGUGUCUGAGCAGGCACUUGUUGGAGCUAAGAAGUAGAGGGAAGGCAAUCACUCCCAGGUCGAAGGAAGGCAUUGUGGGAACACAGAUAAGUAAGGGACAGCCUUCAUGCUUCAGGAAGUGCACACAGCUAAAGUGUGGAGAGAAAGGUUGAUAAAAGCUGCGGGUCAAGGGGUGGAAGGCCACACUGUGAUUUGGGCAUCUGCAGAGAGUAGCGGUGUCAGCAAUCUCCUCUCUGGAGAUUGACACUUCGCGUUCAACUGCUCAGGAGUCUGGUCUUUUAGGUCCUUUAAACCCUUAUUGGUCCAGCCACCCACGGAACUUCGAAGCAGGGGGCUGGGGGUGGGAAGGGAAGCCGAGGAGAGACCAGUGAAAGCGCAGGGGGAGGCGCAGGCUCCGACCCGCCACACUCGCCGCUCUUCCUGCCCAGCCUCCCGCUGGCCUCUCCUUCAACUCAGCUCAGCCGCCCGCGCUCAGCCCUAUGUCCAACUACGAAUUCAGCCCGGUGAUGUCCGGGGACAAACCCUGCUGCCAGAUCUCUAAGAGAGCCCAGAUUUGCCUCGGCCUCGGGCUCCUGGUGGUGAGCCUCUCGGUGGUGGUCGCGGUGGUCCUCCUGAAGGUGCGCUCGCCACCUGAGCUCUUGGAGUGGCACGGGCAUGGCACCACCAGCCACUUUUCCGAGAUCGUCCUGGGACGAUGCUUCACCUACACGCAAAUCAUCCGGCCGGAGCUGAGAGAUGAAGACUGCCGAAAGAUAGUGGAUGCAUUUAAAAGUGCAUUUCUUUCCAAGAAUCCUUGCAACAUCACAAAAGAAGACUAUCAACCACUGAUUAAUUUGGUCACUCAAACUAUACCCUGCAACAAGACUCUGUUUUGGAGCAAAUCAAAAGACCUGGCUCAUCAGUACACAUGGGUGCAGCGGGAGUUUUUCACCCUGGAGGACACGCUGCUGGGCUACAUGGCUGACGACCUCACCUGGUGUGGAGACCCCAGCACUUCCGACUUGAACUAUCAAUCUUGCCCUCACUGGAGGACUGACUGUAGUAACAACCCUGGUUCAGUGUUCUGGAAAGUGAUUUCCCAGAAGUUUGCAGAAGCUGCCUGUGGUGUGGUCCAAGUGAUGCUCAACGGCUCCCUCACUGAACCCUUCAACAAAAACAGCACUUUUGGAAGUGUGGAAGUCUUUAAUUUGAAUCCAGAGAAGGUUCAUACGGUACAGGCCUGGGUGAUGCACAAUAUUGGAGAAGUUUCCAGUGAUUCAUGCUCAGGGUACUCUCUGAAUGAGCUGAAAUUGAUUGUGAGAGAGAGGAAAAUGGCGUUUAUCUGCCAGGAUAACUACAGGCCCGCCAGGUUCGUCCAGUGUGUGAAAAAUCCUGAACACCUGUCUUGCAGGUCUCAGAUCUGAGCCACAGCUGCUUUAGAUCUUUGACCCCUUGCAGUAGAUAUUCAUGUGCACGACUCAGAAGGCACACUGGUGGAGAGCUGAAGAUUUGGGGAGGAUCCUCCAUCAUUCUAUCGACAUGGGGGAUGGGUACCUUUCCCCCCAAAUAUACAUUAUUAAAAUAAUGUAUAUCAUCAGCAUAGUUUUUAUUGUGUUCUACUAAUAAUCAGGAAAAAACUGUUGUAUAAAAUCAGAAUGAAAAUUUUAUAUUAAGUUAUUUCCUUUUAAUUUUAUGUGACCCUUUUAUAUUGUAACAUCCUUUCUUUUUUCUUGGGGUGGUUGUUGCAGGGGUUGGACCGAAGACCUCAGCAUAUGCUGAACUAGCGCUCUAGCCCUGAGCUACACCUCAGCCCCUCCUUGCUACUGAAUAGUGGCCACACAAAACCUCUCCUCUGGGAAAAGGCAAAUAAAGACAAGUAAAUGGACAAGCUUCUCAGAGACUCUACAUUUCCAGAUGGUUGUCUUAUGAUUCAUUUUUGUAUGCUUCCCUUUGAUAGGUCAGCUAUAGGACUGGUGGUCCUGGGUCAUAGCAAGGGAAGUGCUCAGUGGGAUUUAAGCUACUGGUGCACUUAGUGCUUCAUCUCUAACCCCUCCCACAGCCCUAACACCCAUAAGUUGAUUUUAUUAUCUUCCCUUAUUUAGAUGAGAAGAUAGGAGCUCAGAGAGGUUGUACAAUUUGUUCAAAGUCAAAUGUUUUAUAUCAAUGUAGGAGCUAGAUUUGAACUCAGGGCUGUCUAACUCCAAAGUAUAUGUUCUCCUUCGCUCUAGGCCUGUUAAGAUCAAACUGGCAGGCUGGGGUUGUAGCUCAGUGGUUGAGCACUUGCCCAGCAUGUGUGAGGCACUGGGUUCAUCCUCGGCAUCAUGUAAAAAUAAAUGAAUAAAAUAAAUGCAUUGUGUCCAUUUACAACUAAAAAAAUAUUUUAAAGAAAGAUCAAACUGUCGGUGAUUUAUGUUCUUUUCCAACAAAUGUGUGUUGGAUUAAGUUGAAUGUAAUAGAAUCUGGAAUGUGAUUUCUCUGAAUGGCUUCAGAACAGGUCAACAUUUUUUCCUUCUUGCUCAUGCUCAGUGUCUUAUACAUGUAGAAGGUAAAGUAUAUUAGUUUCUGAUCAUGGCAAUUUAUAUGUUUUCUUAGAUCUGUCUUGCUUAGGAUUUAUCAGUUUUAUUACUUUUUCAAAGUACCAAUCUUCAGCUUUGUUGAUUUGUUUUUGUUUAAAUGUUUUUGCUCUUUUUUUUUUUUUUUUUUUUUGCGGUGCUGGGGAUUGAUCUUUUUUAUUUUUAGAAAUAUAGAAAUUCCUUCUAAUUUCUCUAUUCAUUUUCUUCAAACAAAACCUUAGAUCACUGAUUUUUAGCUUGCUUUCUUAUACAUAUAUUUUAGUACUAUAAAUUUUCCUCUGAGCUGUAGCUCUUAAAUUUUGAUGUCUCCUUUCUAACUUCACAGUUAUUUAGAAAUAUGUUGCUUAAUUUUCAACAUCUGGAGAUUUUCGAGUUUUAAAAAAUAUAUUUAUAUAA
Messenger RNA from Sciurus carolinensis (gray squirrel), 2965 nucleotides. RefSeq names its product CD38 molecule (gene Cd38). Gene Ontology annotation, cellular component: plasma membrane. Lineage: Eukaryota; Metazoa; Chordata; Mammalia; Rodentia; Sciuridae. Bases 497 to 1420 code for a protein of 307 amino acids. The transcript has 8 exons. Gene Ontology annotation, molecular function: NAD+ nucleosidase activity; phosphorus-oxygen lyase activity. The record is from RefSeq and is a predicted model, not a curated record. Gene Ontology annotation, biological process: positive regulation of B cell proliferation.